Rasamsonia emersonii CBS 393.64 is the source of this 436-nucleotide messenger RNA. RefSeq names its product Myo-inositol-1-phosphate synthase. Gene Ontology annotation, biological process: inositol biosynthetic process; phospholipid biosynthetic process. The transcript has a single exon. Gene Ontology annotation, molecular function: inositol-3-phosphate synthase activity. NCBI's taxonomy places the organism in Eukaryota, Fungi, Ascomycota, Eurotiomycetes, Eurotiales, Trichocomaceae. The annotation marks the transcript as partial. Gene Ontology annotation, cellular component: cytoplasm. The record is from RefSeq and is a predicted model, not a curated record.
AUGGCUCCUCACGCGACCGAGACUGUUGCUGUCGCCGGCUCUGUGAACGGGGGGUCAACCGGCGGAAAUGCUCCUUUGUUCACUGUGGACUCUCCCAACGUCGUCUACACUGACGACGCGAUCAAGACCAAGUACUCCUACCACACCACUGAGGUCACCCGCGCCGCUGACGGCAAGUAUGUGGCCUCUCCCAAGGUCGAAACCUACCACUUCAAGGUCGACCGCAAGGUCCCCAAGGUUGGUGUCAUGCUCGUCGGCUGGGGCGGCAACAACGGUAGCACCGUGACCGCUGGUAUCAUUGCCAACCGCCGUGGCCUCACCUGGGACUCCCGUGAGGGCAAGAAGUCUGCCAACUACUAUGGCUCCGUUAUCAUGGGCUCCACCGUCAAGCUCGGCACCGACAAGGACGGCAAGGAGAUCAACAUUCCCUUCCACG